This is a messenger RNA of Thlaspi arvense, 1485 nucleotides long. The record is from the annotation of a GenBank genome assembly. NCBI's taxonomy places the organism in Eukaryota, Viridiplantae, Streptophyta, Magnoliopsida, Brassicales, Brassicaceae.
AGAGAGAGUGAGAGAGAGAUAGAUUGUAACACUAAAAAAUUCUGUCAAUAUGCACAACUUCGAGCUACUAACAAACUCAUCAAUCGUCAUAAACUAGAAAAGGAGAGAAUGAGUUCCAUACUAUAUGUGCUCAUUCUACUUCUACUUGUCUUGGGUCAUCACGUUGAUUCUGCCUCAAUCGUCAAGUUUCUUCCUGGUUUUGAGGGCCCUCUUCCUUUCGAACUCGAAACCGGAUACAUUGGUGUUGGUGAUGAAGAGGAGCUACAAAUGUUCUACUAUUUCAUUAAGUCCGAGAAUGAUCCAGAAGAAGACCCUCUUCUUCUUUGGUUAAAUGGAGGACCUGGAUGCUCUUCUCUUUUUGGCCUUCUUUUUGAGAAUGGGCCUUUGGCUUUGAAGUUCGAGGUUUACAAUAGAAGUAUCCCUACUUUGGUCUCUACUACAUAUUCAUGGACAAAGAUGGCGAACAUAAUAUACUUGGAUCAGCCUGUUGGAGCUGGUUUCUCUUACUCAAGAACUCCACUUGUUGAUAAAGCUAGCGACACAGGCGAAGCUAAGAUGAUUUAUGAGUUUCUGCAGAAGUGGCUAAGUAAGCAUCAACAGUUUUUUUCAAACCCGUUUUACGUUACCGGAGAUUCUUAUUCCGGUAAGAUUGUUCCACCCCUCGUACAAGAAAUCUCUAUAGGAAAUUAUCAAAUAAACAUACAGGGUUAUAUUCUCGGAAACCCGAUAACAGAUAUUGAAUUUGAACGCAACAAAUGGAUUCCAUUUGCUCAUGGAAUGGCAUUAAUCUCGGAUGAACUCUAUGAGUCAAUGAAAAGAAUCUGCAAAGGAAAUUAUAGAAAUGUGGGUUCACGUAACACAAAAUGCUCAAAACUCAUUGAAAUUUACCAACAGUGUAUAAACAAACUAUACCCAUUCCAUAUAUUACUACCAGAGUGCGACGAGACAUCUCCUAAUUGCUUUCUAUAUAACUAUUUCCUCCUUAGCAAGUGGACCAAUGACGAGAGAGUUCGCAAAGCUCUCCAAGUCAAUAAGGGGAGUAUAGGUGAAUGGAGACGAUGUAAUGAUGAUGUAAUUCCGUAUAAUGCCGACAUUAAAAGCACCGUACCAUACCAUAUGAAUAACAGCAUUAAUGGCUUACGAUCUCUUAUCUUCAGUGGUGAUCAUGAUAUGGUGGCUCCUUUCAUUUCAACUCAAGCCUGGAUAAGAUCUCUCAACUACUCCAUCAUUGAUGACUGGAGGCCAUGGAUGAUAAACGAUCAAAUCGCAGGAUACACGAGAACAUAUGCCAAUAAGAUGACAUUUGCUACUGUCAAAGCAAGUCUUCUUGUUGCGACUUUACAAUUUUACUAUCAUUUGGAGGGGGACACACGGCAGAAUUUAAACCAAACGAGACAUUUAUCAUGUUCCAAAGGUGGAUCAGUGGCCAUCCUUUGUAAUAGAGUCUCAAAGUCUUUAAGUAUAUACAAAAAUAAAAAUACGUAA